UGGGGAUGUGAGAAGGGAAGGAGGGGUUGAGGGGGAUGAGGGAUGGGGGGGCACAUUAGCUUCUUGGACAAGUACCUUCUGCCCCACUGUCAAAGUAGUUGAGAAUUUGUUCGUCCAAAGCACCGGCAGACAUGGACAUGGCAGACUACAGCGAGGCUCUGGACCCGGCUUACACCACGCUGGAGUUCGAAAACAUGCAAAUGCUCCCCUUAGGUACAGACUCCUCACCGACCGAGAGCACCAACAUGAAUGCUACCGGCCACCUCGGGGCUGGCAGCCUGUGUGCCAUAUGUGGAGACAGAGCCACUGGCAAACACUACGGGGCCUCCAGCUGUGACGGCUGCAAGGGCUUCUUCAGACGCAGCGUUCGCAAAAACCACAUGUACUCGUGCAGGUUCAACAGACAAUGCAUCGUAGACAAAGACAAGCGAAAUCAAUGCAGAUACUGCAGACUGAAGAAAUGCUUCAGAGCAGGCAUGAAGAAAGAAGCUGUGCAGAACGAAAGAGACAGAAUCAGCACCAGGAGAUCCAGCUACGAAGACAGCAGUUUACCCUCCAUCAACGCGCUCAUCCAGGCCGACGUGCUGUCGAGACAGAUCACCUCGCCUGCUCCCAUACUGAACGGCGACAUCAGGGCCAAAAAGAUCGCCGCCAUCACGGACGUGUGCGAGUCCAUGAAGCAACAGCUGUUGGUCCUGGUGGAGUGGGCCAAGUACAUCCCGGCUUUCUGUGACCUGCCCCUGGAUGACCAGGUGGCGUUGCUGCGGGCUCAUGCUGGAGAGCACCUUUUGCUUGGCGUUGCAAAGAGGUCAAUGCUUUACAAAGACAUCCUCCUAUUGGGAAAUGACCACAUCAUUCCCAGAAACUGCCCGGAGUUGGAGGUCGGCAGGGUGGCCGUGAGGAUCCUGGAUGAACUGGUUCUUCCCUUCCAGGAGCUUCAGAUAGACGACAAUGAAUACGCCUGCUUGAAGGCCAUCGUUUUCUUUGACCCAGACGCCAAAGGUCUGAGUGACCCGGGGAAAAUCAAGCGGAUGCGAUACCAGGUCCAGGUCAGCUUGGAAGACUACAUCAACGACAGGCAGUACGACUCCCGGGGCCGCUUCGGGGAGCUGCUCCUGCUGCUGCCGACGCUACAGAGCAUCACCUGGCAGAUGAUCGAACAGAUCCAGUUUGUCAAACUCUUUGGCAUGGCAAAGAUUGACAACCUGCUGCAAGAAAUGCUUCUUGGAGGUUCUGCCAAUGAGGCUCCACAUGCACCUCACUCUCUGCACCCUCACCUGGUUCAAGAGCACCUCAGCAGCAAUGUUAUAGUGACCAGCAACAUCCCGACGCCGAUCCAUAACGGUCAAAUCUCCACUCCUGAAACCCCGAUCCCAUCUCCACCCACUGCCUCCAGCUCAGAACACUAUAAACUGGCUCAGGGGGUCAUAGCCACGGUGCCUAAGCAGCCAACCUCCAUCCCUCAGCCUACUAUUACAAAGCAGGAGGCUGUUUAACAAUCCCCUGGAACCUUAUUCCUUCUUUUUAUUGUGUUAAUCCAGGGUCCAUAUGUGUAUUUACACACACAAUCCGCAUUAAAGCUGUUAACUUGACUGAAACAAUGAAGUUAUGAGAUGAUUACAAUUUGUCCUCUGCGGAUUGCUGUUAAUCUUCAGGGAUAUUUUUUCACACAUGCAGCAGCCAGGCAGACACAAUUAUUAAUGUCCAAACUAUCCAGACAUACUGUUCUGUGAAGCCAACACGCAGAAAGACGUACAUUGUUGUAUAUAUGUAUUUUUUUUUAUUGGGUAACAUCACUUAUUUUCCAAUGUCCUCAGUGUGUGCAGGAAGGCUCAUUUUUGACAUGGCGGUGCGGUCAUGUCAGUAUUUCAUGAAUGUUACAACAGGCCUUACAUUGUAAUGUAUUUAGUGUUGCACAGUAUUUUAUGUUAUGUUUCUAGGGAAAAAAAAUUAAACAACUUCCAGUGAGGAAGUGUGUAUGAAAGCUAACAGACAUCCCUUCAGAGUUCAGCUUUUAAACAUUUGGUGAAAAGACUAGAUUGUAUGUUGUAGAACACAUUGGAAAAUACAUAUUACAGAAGUUAAAUUGAACAUGUUAAAAUUUACACCAAACCCUUGUUGUGCUACUUUAUAAAAGUCACAAGCACACUGAGGAAGUUUCCCAAUAAUAUGUUGUAUUUCUUUUUUUUAAUAUAUAUAUUAUAUUAUAUUUUUUGUUUAGUACUUUGUCAAGUUUUAACUAAUGGAAUAGAUUGUCUUAAAAAGUGUGCCUUGUAACCUGUACAGCCUUACAAAAAAGGCAACAUUUUGCCUCACAAUGUGAAGAUGAAUGAAUAAAUUUCAAGAUCUA
Pungitius pungitius (ninespine stickleback) is the source of this 2350-nucleotide messenger RNA. RefSeq names its product hepatocyte nuclear factor 4, alpha (gene hnf4a). NCBI's taxonomy places the organism in Eukaryota, Metazoa, Chordata, Actinopteri, Perciformes, Gasterosteidae. The coding region runs from base 132 to 1496 and encodes 454 amino acids. The record is from RefSeq and is a predicted model, not a curated record. Gene Ontology annotation, biological process: positive regulation of transcription by RNA polymerase II; anatomical structure development; cell differentiation. The transcript is spliced from 10 exons. Gene Ontology annotation, molecular function: RNA polymerase II cis-regulatory region sequence-specific DNA binding; zinc ion binding; nuclear receptor activity.